AUGGAAUGAGAUGAGAUCACAGCAUCAGUCUGUCUUUUGUAGACCUGGACAAUGAUCACAGAGCCAGAUUGGAUUAGUGAAACCUAUUUACCAGAAGUUCAGAGCAGUUGCAUGAAGCCGAUAGGCAGUCGGAAGAGAGAGGUGAAAAAUGCAUCAGAUUUACAGCUGUAGCGAUGAAAAUUUAGAAGUUUUCACCACUGUGAUUUCAUCCAAAUCAUGUAGUCCAGCCAGAAGAAAAGCCAAAAGCACGCAACACAUCCUAACAAAGAGAGUGGUGGCAGUGUCUGAUUAUCGGACCUACUGGACAGAGGACUUGCUUCCAAGCCAAGGUGAUCUCACCCAAGUCCUGUACAAAGAUGCGGUGAGGAACUUUGGCCGCUUGCAGAAUGAACAGGAAGGAUUCUGUCCUGCCAAGCACAUGGGAAUUUCUGAACAAGAGUCAUCAAACUCCUGUGAUAACCAGUCGGAUGGAAAAUCUUCUCAACCUUCGACAUCCCCAGUCACCCAUAUCACAGUGAAACGGGCUGCAGCCACAGAGCCAGCUACACAGGACAGUGCUUCUGCAGAAGA
Messenger RNA from Trachemys scripta elegans, 570 nucleotides. It is a transcript of the gene VXN, whose product is annotated as vexin. The record is from RefSeq and is a predicted model, not a curated record. Gene Ontology annotation, biological process: neurogenesis; neuron differentiation. NCBI's taxonomy places the organism in Eukaryota, Metazoa, Chordata, Testudines, Emydidae.